Molecule: messenger RNA, 1691 nt
Organism: Amaranthus tricolor (Joseph's coat)
Lineage: Eukaryota; Viridiplantae; Streptophyta; Magnoliopsida; Caryophyllales; Amaranthaceae
Product: zinc-finger homeodomain protein 9-like
Exons: 1
Coding region: 348-1412 (354 amino acids)
Biological process (GO): regulation of DNA-templated transcription; regulation of developmental process
Cellular component (GO): nucleus
Molecular function (GO): transcription cis-regulatory region binding; DNA-binding transcription factor activity
Source: RefSeq, a predicted model, not a curated record
UUUUUAUUAUCAACACACUCAUACUCACUGCAUCACUCUUCAGUCUUCUUACCCUUCCCUUUCUACUUACCUCUCCAUCAUCAUCUUCUUCUUAAUCAUUACUCCUACAUCAAACGAAAAUAUUUUCUUAAAUUAAUUUAACAAUAAACUAAAUUAUUUUCAAGCUGGAUUACACUUUUCUUUCAAUUUCUUUUAAUGUAUGACCAUUUUUUUUAAUUAGAACCCCACCAAACUUGAGGAUAAUUAUUUUGAUUUCCCCAGCUUGAAGAAAUCACUCAAUUUGGUUAAGAUUAAAGAAAUCUUUCUGGUGAGUAGAUGUUUGAAGAAGAACACCACCAGAAGAAGAAAUGGAUUUGACUGCAAGAGAAACGGGUUCGGGUCUGAGUAUAAUUCCGCCCACAAAAAGUCCAGAAGCUGAAAGUGAAACCCCACCUCGGAUCCAGCCUUCUAAGGCGAUUUCCUUCAGCAAUGGUGUGUUGAAGCGUCACGCGCCGCCGUGUGUUGUAUACAAAGAGUGUUUGAAAAACCAUGCGGCGAAUUCCGGUGGUCACGCGCUUGAUGGGUGCGGAGAAUUCAUGCCGGUUCCCAACGCAUCUUCUGCUGACCCGACUUCGCUAAAGUGCGCCGCAUGUGGUUGUCACCGGAAUUUCCACCGUCGUGAGCCGGAAGAAUUGAUGGGAAAUACUGGUACGGGUUAUACCCAUAUGAUCGAGUACCACCCGCAUCAUCGACACCAUCCACUUCCGCCUCCUGGGUCUAAUCCCAUGACGGGUCCGGCAGUAGGUUCUCGUGGUGGUGGACGGAGUCCUGGGUCUUCAUCACCUCCGCCGAUCUCAUCUACUUACUACCCAGGUUCUGCACCCCAUAUGCUAUUAGCUUUAAGCGGUGGUGGACCUGAAAACGGACCGCACAACGGGACCCACCAGUUGAUGAACUCAUCCUCCUCCCACCCGGCAAGCAGAAAGCGAUUCAGGACAAAAUUCACCCAAAAUCAGAAAGAUAAAAUGUACGAGUUUGCAGAAAAAGUAGGAUGGAAAAUGCAGAAAACAAAUGAAGAAAUGGUAAAUGGAUUUUGCAAUGAAAUUGGGGUUGAAAGAGGAGUAUUCAAAGUUUGGAUGCAUAAUAACAAGAACACUUUCGGGAAGAGAUCUGCAUCUGCCAUUACAACUGCUGGUGAUGUUAAUGGUGUUACUAAUUAUAGUAAUCUAAACACUAAUCCCAUCACUAAUAAUGAUCUGAAUGAUGAUAAUCCAAUUAUUGAUGAAGAUGAGAUUGGUAAUUUGAAUGGAAAUGGGAAUAGUAAUAGCAGUAGUAUCAACAACAACCAUAAUUCUUCAAACCACCAUAUCCAUCACCAUCAUCAUCAACAGUAUAAUGGCAAGAACACUAAUGGUUCUUCUUCCUCUUCUUGAUUAAUUAAACUCUUUUCUGUUUAAUAAAAACUUUUUUAGUAUUUAGUUUAGAUUAUUCAGGAAGAUGAAGAACAAGAUCAGUGAGAAAAAGUACUACAAGAUUUCCCCAAUCCUUCUACCUUAUUUCUUUUUCUUAUUUUUGUAGUUUUUUUUUUUGUUUUUUUUUUUUUUUGAUUUGACUAGGUUUCCUAUGUUGUUCAUGAGUUUAAUUAAGAGGGAAAUUAAUCUUAGUUUACUAAUUAAUUAAUUAAUCCUCGUCUUGCUUUAUCUUCUGUUUCA